AUGUCAGACACACAAUUGAAGAGGAAGCGCUCUCAGCGUGACAAGGCCCCUGCGACCGCCUUGCCCAAGCGUCAGAAGAGCGACCAUCUGGACGUCGACAAGGCCGCAAGCACCCCCAAGCCCGUCAAGACGCAAUCACCAACCUCUACACCAAAGACUCAGAUCAAGGACCAGGUCGCCACACCGACUGUCUCGUUACCGCCAACUGUCGGCGAGACCGAUAUCAACGCCCUCCAAGUAGCUACAACUCCCGGUCAAGGAAAGAAGAAUACGAGGCGAAGCAGAAGGAAGGGCACCGAUCGCGUCGCUGUCGACGAGGCCCAAGUCGUCGAGAAGCCGCAGGUCAAGCUUGAGGGCAGAUCGCCAUGGUCGCUGUCAAAACCUCUGGGAGGGAGAUUUGUCUUGCAGGACCCCAUCUUUGCCCAAGACGAGAGCUGCAUCUUCGCCUCAAAUGGCCGUGAAAUCGACGUCCUGUCAAUUGCCACAUCGCUGGUCGAGAGGAAAUUGCCCGGACCCGAUCACUCUGCCACUGCUUUCGCCCUGUCGCUCGCCGAUGAGGAGGAGUUGUAUAUUGCUUCAUCCACGGGACGUGUCCAGCGCUGGAACUGGAUCACUGGUACGCCUGUAAACGACGACAUCAAAUUCGAGGGGGUCGUUUCUGCUCUGGCUGUUGCACCAUCAACCGAUGCCUCACAAGACACCCUGUACGCAAUCUGCCACAAAUCCGGAAGCUGGAAUAUUGUUUCUGGAGACCGCUCUAUCUACACAUCCAAAGACUCUCUGAGCCAUCUCCGUGUCGAGGGUGACUUCGUUGUGGCUGCCACCUCUGCCAAAUUGGUCGUUGGAAAGCGCGUUCCCUCCGAUACCACUCGUUACGACUUUGUUGAAAUCACAGUCUCCGCUGGUGUAACAAGUCUCGAAUGCAGAAUGGAAUCGAGCGAGUCAAAGAAGAAGGCCAAGACAGAAAACCUCUCUGUCGCUGUAGGAAAUGUUUCUGGUGAAAUCUUCCUGUACGAGAACGUGUACCCCUCCGACAAGAAUAUCGAAUCUUUGACCCCUCGCACUCUCCAUUGGCAUCGCGAGGCAGUCGCGACCGUCAAGUGGUCCAAGGAUGGAACUUAUCUCAUUUCCGGUGGCAGAGAAACUGUUCUCGUGCUCUGGCAGUUGUCUACCGGCAAGAAGCAAUUCCUUCCUCAUUUGACUGCCGAAAUUGAGUGCUUGACUGUUUCUCCCAACGGAGCAUCAUACGCAAUUCAACUGGCCGACAAUUCCGUCAUGGUCCUAUCUACUACCGAGCUCAAGCCUGUCGCAAACUUCGCUGGACUGCAGGCUCAGUCGUGCGUUGACAAGAACACAAGUGCUCAAGUCGACACUGAGAAGAGCUUUUUGCGCGCCGCUGCUGCUACUCUGAACCCACUCUCGCCCGAUCAACUUAUACUCUCUGUUCCUUCCUCAACAAACGAGACCUCCCAGCACACAUCUGCCGCCGCUCCUCGACCUUUCCUUCAGACUUACGAUAUCUCCAACGACCGCCACAUCUCUCGCCAGGCUUUAACCCGCAAUAUGGUCACUGACUACAACAAGGGUCCCGAGGGCAACCGUAUCAAGGUUCCUGAUGUGACUUCCUUGCAAAUCAGCCACGAUGGACAAUGGCUCGCCACAGCUGAACACUGGUCACCUCCUUACCCAGAUGUUGAGCAUUUGGCUGCUGACAAGUCCUCCAACGACGAUCAACGCCUCUUCCGCCGCGAGGUCUACCUCAAGAUCUGGCGCUGGGACUCCGAGCGCAAUCUCUGGGCUUUGGAAACAAGAAUCGACAGUCCUCACCAGCUCGGUGAUGAUGCUCAGCCUGGCCGUGUUCUGAACCUCGUUGCUGACCCAGUUGAGGUCGGAUUUGCGACUGUAGGCGAGGACAGCUGUGUUCGCAUCUGGAAACCCAAGACUCGCCUUCGCAACGGCAUUGUCGUUCGUGGUACCAAGGCCGAAGGUCUCGUUGACUGGACGUGCCGCCACUCUAUUCCCCUGGAUCGCAGUGUUGAGCUGGCUGAGAUACCCGAUCAGCCCCGCCUUCUGCCUCCUCCCACGGGUGCUGCACUCGCCUAUUCUGAAGACGGCUCCACUUUGGCUGUCUCUCAGGCCUUCGAGCAAGCUACUGAAACACCCACUGUUCACUUCAUCAACGCUGUGGAUGGCGCAACCGAGCAAGCUCGUUCUGGCUUCUUCACAGGCACCGUUCGCGCCCUCGCAUUCCUCGACCGCCACCUCAUCGUUCUCGCCGACCAGACCAUCGCAGUCUGGGAUAUCGUGGAUGAGACUCAACUCUAUUGUAUCAACCUUGACCGCGCCGCUCGCUUCGGCGCUUCUCUUCUUACCACAAAUCCUGACGAAAGGACUUUCGCUGUGUCAGUAAGGUCAAAGGGCGGUGUUUCUCGUGUUCAAAUUUUCAGCCCUACCAGCUCAGCUCCCCAAUUCAAUCAAAGCUUGCCUUACCCUGCGUCAGCCGUUUUGGCAGCAAAGGGCAGAAGAGGCUACAAGGUGUUGACCACCGCUGCCGAGGUCUUCACACUUAGUCCCCGUCCUGCUGCUCCUUCUAUGGCCGGCGUACGCACACGACGUGGUAAGCGCUCAGGAGGUGCUGCUCUCUCCACAAUCGCUACAUCCGUUGCGGCGCCCGUCUCGACGUCAUCUCUCGAAGCCUCAGAAGACGUCGAAAUGUCAGAAGAGCAAGCGGAUGUGUACCUUCUUGAGAACGACGAAGAAGCAGAUAAGCCGGUCGUUAGACCCGAGCAGUUGGCUCAGGUCUUUGACAGAGACAACAUUGCACUCAUGCCCGUCAGCGAGAUGUUCAAUGCUGUGGUGGGAUUGUUCGCCAGGAAACCCAGAGGUGUCCCUGUGCAGGCCGCCGCAUAG
Messenger RNA from Aureobasidium subglaciale EXF-2481, 2910 nucleotides. RefSeq lists its product as uncharacterized. NCBI's taxonomy places the organism in Eukaryota, Fungi, Ascomycota, Dothideomycetes, Dothideales, Saccotheciaceae. The record is from RefSeq and is a predicted model, not a curated record. Bases 1 to 2910 code for a protein of 969 amino acids. Gene Ontology annotation, biological process: positive regulation of rRNA processing; positive regulation of transcription by RNA polymerase I. Gene Ontology annotation, cellular component: nucleolus. The transcript has 2 exons. Gene Ontology annotation, molecular function: RNA binding; protein binding.